UGAAACCCAUAUAUAUGAAAGCCAAAGCACCAAAUUUAACCAAAAAAAUAAAUAAAUAAAGAGAAAAAUGGAUGGGAUUAUGCAGAUGGGCCUUCCAGUUCUGGGAAUUGUAGCAGCUGCAGCUGUAACAUUCUAUGCAGUAAGCUUUAAUGAGAUUAGAGAGAAAUCUUUUAGAGAUUUGGAAGAUGAAGAAGAUGAAAAUGGAGGGUUCAAAACAUCUCUGAGCUCUAGGAAAAGGAGGGCCAGAAAGAAAGCUGAUAAACAAGCUAAAAAUUGACCAACUGGAAGCACUUUUUUUUUUUUGUAAAGGUGCUUUUUGGUUUUCACUUGCUUUCUUGCAUAUCUUAGACUGUGUUAGCAAAAUGCCUUUGCUUUUGCUUUUGUUGAAAAUUUAUAAUAUUACAGAGUUUGACAUCACAAAAGUACUUCUUUUUAUAGUUUCAG
Pistacia vera is the source of this 444-nucleotide messenger RNA. RefSeq lists its product as uncharacterized. NCBI's taxonomy places the organism in Eukaryota, Viridiplantae, Streptophyta, Magnoliopsida, Sapindales, Anacardiaceae. The record is from RefSeq and is a predicted model, not a curated record. The coding region runs from base 68 to 277 and encodes 69 amino acids. The transcript has 2 exons.